Molecule: messenger RNA, 3892 nt
Organism: Mustela erminea (ermine)
Lineage: Eukaryota; Metazoa; Chordata; Mammalia; Carnivora; Mustelidae
Gene: CHAF1A
Product: chromatin assembly factor 1 subunit A
Biological process (GO): nucleosome assembly
Cellular component (GO): nucleus; CAF-1 complex
Source: RefSeq, a predicted model, not a curated record
UUGGAAGUAAUAAUGAAUUGAAACAGAUAAAUUAAUCCAAAAAGAGGAACAAGAAAGUGGCUAGAGCUAACGUGUUUGCAACUUCAAUGCUGAAAUCUCUGACGGAUUUGGGUGGUUUUCUGAAGCAGAAGAUUGUUGGAAGUUUCCAAAUGCCACAACAGAAGGUUGUCACCCAUCAGCCUACGUAAAACGUUUCGUCAUGACGUAGGAGCCUGGCCCUCCCUCCUCCUGCCGACCUAUCCCACGCGCCUAGCCAAUCACAGUGUUGAACUCUCAGCUUGACAUCUUCUGCCUCCAAUCGCAGGGCACCUCCUCCCCGCCAAUGACCGGCGGCCGAGAGGAAGCCCCGGUCCUCCGCGGGAAUAUCAAUAGGGGAGCCAUGGGAGGAAUGGAAGCCUCGGCUCUCGCGAGGAUGCUCCCGGCGGUCCCUGCUCCCCGAGGCGGGCUGUCACGUGACGCGGCCUCGCCCAAUCACCGCGCGGGCUGCGGGGGUCGCCGCGGUUCCCGCCAAAUACGAGCUCGGCGGCCGCGGCAGCAGCGGCGCGGGCGGGAGGGCGAGCGGCAGUGGCCGCCUGAACAGAGCCCGCGCCUCCGCCGCCUGGGGGGAGCUCGAGCCGCCGCCGGGGCGAUGCUGGAGGAGUUGGAGUGCGGGGCGCCCGGCGCCAGGGGAGCGGCCACAGCCAUGGAUUGCAAAGACAGACCAGCUUUUCCAGUCAAGAAGUUAAUACAAGCUCGUCUGCCCUUCAAGCGCCUGAAUCUUGUCCCAAAGGAAAAGAGCGAGGACGGGUUGGAUGACACCAGGAGCUCUGAGGGUGCUCCUGCCCAAAGUCAAGUCCCUGAUCUGGAGACCUCUUUGGACACCAUGGAGAACAACUGUCAUAUGGGCUCUGACAUAGACUGUAGUCCCAAACUUGUCAACGGGAAGGGUCCCUUAGAUAACUUUUUAAGAAACAGAGUCAAAACCAAUAUUGACCAGACUGCAGUCAUCAUUGAUUUGACGGAGGACUCAAGUGACCAACUAGAUGGCCUUGUGGCCCACAGUAAACUAGAUGCUGCAGCCUCUCCCUCUGAGGAGGCUGUAAGUGGGGUCGGAGAAGAAGCUGGAGGUGACAGGGGGCCGCCGGAGGCCAGUCCAGAGGAUGAGCUGGCGUGUUCUGAGGAGACCCUUUCCGACAUUCCAUGCAAAACCGAGAAGGAGGGUCCUGGCUCCGGGGACCCAGAGAGGAGUGGAGAUGGGCAGAAAGGCUCGCCCCCAAGCUGCCCCGUGCCAACUGGUGACGCAAGAAUGUGCCCGGAGAAGGACCAGGAUGGUUGGAGUGAAGCCAGGGGCAUCCUGUUCAAAGGGAAGGUGCCCGUGGUGGUCUUGCAGGAUAUUCUGGCUGGGAAACCUCCUCGAGCCAAGUCUCCGCCUGUGACACCCGCAGACCAGGGCGUGCCCUCCGAGAGCGAGACGCUGGAGUCCGGCCCUGAAGAAGACUCUGUUCUUAGCCACUCGUCCCGGGGUUCUUCCUCUCCCACCAGCUCACCCGAGGGGCAGUCUGUUUCCAAAAAGCAGCACAGCAGUCCCAGGCCCUCCCCAACCUGCACACCUAUCCGCAGAAUAACUAAGAAACUCAAAGCUUCUGCAGAGAAGGACAAGCUCAAACUGCAAAGAGACAGGGAGCGGCUGGGCAAGCAGCUCAAGUUACGGGCGGAGAAAGAGGAAAAGGAGAAGCUGAAGGAGGAGGCCAAGCGGGCCAAGGAAGAGGCCAAGAAGAAGAAGGAGGAGGAGAAGGAGCUGAAGGAGAAGGAGCGGCGCGAGAAGAGGGAGAAGGACGAGAAGGAGAAGGCGGAGAAGCAGCGGCGCAAGGAGGAGCGGCGCAAGGAGCGGCAGGAGGCGCUGGAGGCGAAGCUGGAGGAGAAGAGGAAAAAGGAAGAAGAAAAACGGUUGCGGGAAGAGGAGAAGCGCAUUAAAGCCGAGAAGGCCGAAAUCACGAGGUUCUUUCAGAAGCCAAAGACCCCGCAGGCCCCCAAGACCCUGGCUGGCUCCUGUGGGAAGUUCGCCCCUUUUGAAAUUAAAGAGCACAUGGUUCUCGCCCCUCGGUUUCGGACUGCUUUCGACCAGGACCUCUGCGACCAGCUGGACCAGCUCCUCCAGCAGCAGAAUGGCGAGUCCUCCUUCCUGAAAGAUCUGAAAGGCCGGCAGCCCCUCAGGUCCGGACCCACCAUGGUUUCAAACCGGAACACGAAUAUUCAUAACAGCGACGUGGUGAUCGUGGAGAGCGGCAAGGCGGACGGCGUUCCUGACAGGAGGAAGUUCGGCAGGAUGAAGCUCCUACAGUUUUCCGAGAAUCACCGGCCGGCGUACUGGGGGACGUGGAAUAAGAAGACGACCGUCAUCCAUCCAAGGGACCCCUGGGCCCAAGACAGGAAGUUCCUGGACUAUGAGGUGGACAGUGACGAGGAGUGGGAAGAGGAGGAGCCGGGAGAGUCCCUCUCCCACAGCGAGGGGGAUGAUGAUGACGAAGUGGGAGACGAUGAAGAUGAAGACGAUGGUUUUUUCGUGCCCCAUGGGUACCUGUCUGAGGACGAGGGAGUCACUGAGGAGUGUGCUGACCCAGAGAACCACAAGGUUCGUCAGAAACUGAAGGCCAAAGAGUGGGAUGAGUUUUUGGCGAAGGGGAAGAGGUUCCGCGUGCUCCAGCCCGUGAAGAUCGGCUGCGUCUGGGCAUCUGAUAAGGACGGGGGCGCCGACCGGAAGGUGCUGCAGCAGUUCACGGCGUGCCUGCUGGAGACGGUCCCUUCCGAGGAGGAGCAGACGCCCAAGGCCUCCAGACGGGAGAAGAGAGACCAGCAGAUCUUGGCGCAGCUGCUCCCGCUGCUGCACGGGAAUGUGAACGGAAGCAAAGUGAUCAUACGGGAGUUCCAGGAGUGCUGCCGCCGGGGGCUGCUCGGCAGGGACGCGGGCAGUCCCGACAGCAGCUCUGCCAGCCCGCCCAGCCCCGGCUCCUCCCGCCCGCAGACCCCCACCGCCAGCGAGGACGCCGCCGUCCCCUCCAAGGCCAGGCUCAAGCGGAUCAUUUCCGAGAACUCGGUGUACGAGAAGAGGCCUGACUUCAGGAUGUGCUGGUACGUCCACCCACAGGUGCUGAAGACCUUUGACCAGGAGCACCUGCCCGUGCCGUGCCAGUGGAGUUACGUCACCAUGGUGCCCUCGGCCACCAGGGAGGACAGUGGCAGCGUCCCCGCCACGGGGCCCAGCCAGGGGACGCCCAUCUCGCUGAAGCGGAAGUCAGCCGGCAGCAUGUGCAUCACCCAGUUCAUUGAAGAAGCGCAGGUCGGGGCCGGGGACCUCGAUGGCUUCCAGGCAGACACGGAGGAGGAGGAAGAGGAGGACGGCGACUGUGUGAUCCUGGACAUCUCGGAUGUCGGGGAGGCUCCGACCCCGUGUGGAACCACUUCUGGAGCUGGGGGGUCCGUGGGAAUGGACACCGGCGAGAGCCCCGUGCCCACCAGCUCGCUCAGCUCCUGCUGAGUGCCCCGCUGGCCCGGCGUGUGUAGGUAGAAUGGUUAGGGCAUUCACAAACGCCUCUUGGAUACUUGAAAGUCCUACAAGUCCUGUGUAAAGAGCACUUUGUUCUGCUUCGCAGGCCUCUCUGGAGGUCUGGAAAGUUUUAUAGAGGAUGCUUGAUUUGUUCCUUUUGGUAUUUGUAAAAAUCCCCCCCAAAAAGCUGCAUAUUAAUCUGCCCUUGAAUAAAGCAUUAUUGCGAUGUGAGGAUCUGUACAGGGACAGCCUGGUCGCGCCUGUGGGCCCCCAAGCAGGCGCUGUGAUGAAAUGCUUGUAAAUGAGUUGGAGCCCGUGGCGGCUCCUCAGCCUGAUGUGGGUGUGUAUAAACUUAUUGUCCAGCCCUGA